Molecule: messenger RNA, 1729 nt
Organism: Diospyros lotus (date-plum)
Lineage: Eukaryota; Viridiplantae; Streptophyta; Magnoliopsida; Ericales; Ebenaceae
Product: triacylglycerol lipase OBL1-like
Exons: 5
Coding region: 119-1552 (477 amino acids)
Biological process (GO): lipid metabolic process
Molecular function (GO): triacylglycerol lipase activity
Source: RefSeq, a predicted model, not a curated record
UCCCACGCGGCGAUGCAUCGAGGGGGAGAGAGAGAGAGAGAGCGAGGCGCUAAGCAGACUGCUGAGACUUUGACAAAGCAACUCAUCGUCAUCUUCUCCAUUUCAUUGCAGCGACGCCAUGGCUAAUUCCAAUCAACAUUUCUGCAAGGAUUACUUGGUGUUGAAGCCAGAACAAGCCAGUAUAUUUGAUCUCGUCCGGAUCUUGUAUUCAUCCGACAUAGAAAAGAGAGGAUUUAUCGAAUGCAUAGAACCUGGAAAUCUGAGAGCUUUCCGGCGGAGAUGGCUCCUCUUCGUCUCGGUCCUGGCGCAGAAACUUCUCCUCUACCUGGAAAAGCCCAUGUCUUGGACGGGCUAUAUCGUUGAGAUGUGGCUAAAUCUUCUGUCGAGCAAUGGAGGCCUCGGAAUGCUUCUUUUGAAUCUCUUAAAAGGAUCGGCGGCGAAGCCAGAGAGAUCUUCGGCCGCGUUCAGGUCGAUUAUUGCAGCCAUUGACACCCGACUGGCAUUAGAUGGAAGCAUCAGCAACAGUGACAAUAGAUAUGGUGCAUCACUGUCCAUGAUGGCGGCCAAGUUGUCGUACGAGAACGAAGCUUUUGUUGAAGCUAUUGUGGAACAUCGUUGGAAGAUGCAGUUCUUGGGGUUCUUUAAUUUCUGGAACGAUUACGAGGAAAAAGCUUCAACAACAGCCAUCUUGUUCAAGGACAACACCUCCAACCUAAUGGUGGUGGCAUUCAGAGGCACUGAGCCAUUCAACGCGGACCAGUGGCGGACAAAUGUCGACUUCUCAUGGUACGAGCUUCAAGGCGCGGGUAAAAUCCACGGUGGCUUUAUGAAGGCCCUGGGCCUCCAACGCAGAACAGGCUGGCCCAAGGAGAUAGGAGCGCCUUCGGGCACACCCCCUUUUGCUUACUACACACUCAGGGAGAAGCUGAGAGAUUUAACGCGGGAGGAUGAGGGGGCAAAGUUCAUCGUGACGGGACACAGCCUGGGAGGGGCGCUAGCAAUUCUGUUUGGGGCAGUGCUAGUGUUACACGAGGAGGCAGAGCUGUUGGAGAGGCUGGAAGGGGUGUACACUUUCGGGCAGCCAAGGGUGGGGAACGAGCAAUUUGGGGAGUUCAUGAAGGAGAAGUUGAGGCUUCAUGAUGUCAAGUAUAUGAGGUAUGUUUACUCCAAUGAUGUGGUGCCUAGAUUACCAUACGAUGACAAAACUCUGCUGUUCAAGCAUUUUGGGCCCUGCCUCUACUUCAACAGCCGCUACAAGGGCACGGUUUUGGAGGAGGAACCAAACAAGAACUACUUUUCGUUGCUGUUGGCAAUACCCAAGAGCUUGAAUGCAGCGUGGGAGCUAAUGAGGAGUUUCAUUAUCCCAUAUAUCAAGGGCCCAGAGUACAAAGAAAGCUGGGCUUUGAGGCUAUUGCGGGUGGUUGGAUUGGUGAUGCCAGGACUCUCGGCCCAUUUUCCUCAAGACUACGUCAAUGCUACUAGAUUGGGAUCCUUCUCUUGGCAAGUUGAUCGCCAAGACGCAGCACCUCAACAAGGUUAUAAAUGUGACUAGCUAGUAACAAUAUAUUCUCCAUAUACAUGACUUCCUAUCAUCAAUGUAUAAUUAGUUCUAGUCAUUUAUUAUUUUGUAAAUUCUAUUCGACUAUUAUUUAUCAAGACUUAAAAGUGUUAUCCACCCAAAAAAUGAAAACAAGCAAUAGAGGGAAAAUAGGGUAUCUUAACACCUUAA